UAAAAAAAUGCUCAAUUUUCUUAAUUAAGAUAUAAAAAUUUUUAAUUUAACAAAAUAUUUUACAAAAUGCAAAUGAAAAAAAGAAUAAUUGUAAAAAAUCCUUAAUAAGAGUAGAAGUCUAUUUAAUAAAUUGAUGUCACUUCUCUUUAAAAGGCCUUUGAUCUUGAAUAAAAUUGUUUGAAAUCAGAAUAAACUUAAUCUUAAAUAGGGUUAUAAGGUCAUAAGGGUUCUGAGAAGGAAAUGCAAAAGUCUAAAAUAGUUUUAAAUGGAAAUUUGUAAAGCAAAAAAGAGUAAUUAAUUUAGACAAACAAAAAUGAUAUUAAAGUGAAUUAAAUGAAUACCAACGAGGUUAUUGACAAAAAUAAAUAGCUAACUAAUACAAAAGAAGAACAAUAUCUGAAUUAGCCUCAUCUAAAUCUUUUAAAAAGUGAGAAAAAACCUAUUAAUUUUACAAUAUCUAAAUCACCAAAACCGCAUGCAUAAUAAAAUAAUACAUAAAAUAUUUAGAAAGUUAAUGAAAGCAUUGGUUCUUUUAAAAGUUCAAGCGUCAUUUCAGGCGAUGUCUAAAAAGUGAGUGAUUUCUAAUCUAAAAUGAAUAGUCAUACAAGCUAAUCUUAAGAAAGAAAAAAUAUUACUGAUAAAUAAGAGAAGUAUAAUUGCUAAUAAACAAUCUUAGUAGAAGUUAAACCUGUUAGUCAAGUAAAAAAUGUUUAAAAGAAGAGCUAAUUUUUAAUUGAAAUACCCUCUUUAGAUAGUAACGAAAAAGCAUAAUAAGAUAACCACAAAAUGAAAGAGGAUACUCUUAAUAAAUCAUUUUGUUCAUUUAGCACAGGUACGGCUGCAGUUUAGAUUUAACAAAAAUAAAGUUUAAAUAAAUCAUUUACUCAUAAUAUAUUUAAUGAUUCAAUAAAAAAUGAUAAAAAACAAUAAGAUUUAAUUAAGAGAAUACUACCAGAGGAUAUAUCAUAAAUAGAAACUUAAAAAGCAGGAUUAAGAGAAUUACAUUAGAGCAAAAACAAGAACACAUUAGAUGUAUAAAGCAGCAAUUAAAGCUUUUUCAGCAAUAACUAAUUGAAUCAAAAAAUGGGUAGUAAUAAAUAAUAGCUUUAAUAGAAUAAUAUGAAGUAGUUAAGCUAGAAUAUUAAUGAUAAUUAAGCAAUUUAGCAAUAAAACUAGGAAAAGCUAACAAAUCCUUUGUUGGAAUCUAAAAUAAGUUAAAAAAAUAUCUAAAACAGAAUUGGCUAGCAAGUCUUUUAAGAGAAAUAAUUAAUUUUGUUAGAAAAUGUAGAUAAAAGAUCAAGCAGUUUAGAGGAUGCUAAGCAGAUCAGUAAUCAUUUCAAUUCAAUUAAUAAAUUAGUCAAGAAUAGCUUUGAAUCUGCAAAUCUGUAAUAAUAACAAACAUAGCCAUUUUAGAAUUAAGCAUAAGCGGCUAAUAAGUAGAAGAUAAACUAGAAAAAACGUAGAGAAGAUAACAAUGAUAAACUGGAUAAACUUAUGGAUGAGCUUAUAAAAUUGAAUUAGAAUAAACAAAAUAAAAAUCAUUUCAAUUUAUAAAAGAAAUAGAAAAUCAAUGAGCAAUAAGUUAAUUAAGACAAUGAAAAGUAAUAUAAUGAGUAAGACCUUUUGAGCUUGAAGUAAACCAAACUUAACUAAAUUUUCACAAAUUCGCUUUAAAAGAGUGAAAUUAAAAGUGAAUAAUAAGAAACUAAAAAUUAAACUAAAAAGUAGUCAAGGGAAGAGGAAAAUUCAAAACUCUAAACUAGAAAAUAUCAAUAAAGAAACGAGUUCGAAUAUAAUACCUAAAAUAAUUAGUUAUAAAAAAGCUAGUAGGAUAUUUUUGUUUAGCAAAAAUAAUUAUAAAGAAGUACUUAAAAUAAUAAUAAUAAUAACAACCAAAAAGAGCAGCUUAAUAACCAAGAAAGUAGCUUGAUUAAUAGCAGUUUCAACAACAUUAAAGGUUAAAUAUCUUAGAAUAAUUUAAAUUAAGAAUAAAAAAAUCUUUAGUUGUAGAUGCUAAAAGCGAAAUAAAACAUCAAUAAUUGUAUUAACUAAAUUUUAGAUAAAUCUAAUUAAAAAGAUUCAGAUCUGAAUGUCAUGGUUGCUGGAAAUAUUGUUAGAGAUGAUAUUUAAAAGAAUUAAAUUGUUAUUGGAAGCAAUGAAAAAAUAUAUUCGAUUGCUAGCAGUAAUGAAGGUUUAUGCGAAAUAUUAGAGUAAGAUGUUAAUUUAUAAAAAAGCAAAGAUUCAGCAAUUAAUUUGGUUUGUUAGAAUUAAUCAAGUUUAUCAACUUAAAAUUUAGAAAGCAAAGAAAAAUAAUAAGAUUAAUAAAAUUGUAUGAUAAUACAAAUAGAUAGCUCAAAGAGCUUGGAAAAAGAUCAAAUGGAAAUUGAAAAAGAAGAUAACAAACAAGCGAUUGCUACUCCUUUAGCUGAGAAUAAUCAAAUGAUGGAGAAAAAACAUGCAUUAGAAAUCGAAAUUAAGAAAAUAAAUCAUGCUAUUAAGUCUUUGGGUAAGAAAAAAUUGAGCUUUUUGAAAAAUAGAGAAAGGAAAAUAUUAAAGUUAAAAUCAUAUCUAAUAAGAUAAAAAAAUUAAAUUGAUUAAUAGCUUAAAUAAUACAACACUUAAAAACUCAACCAAUUUAUUAAGUAGAAACAAGAGCUGCAAUAAAAAAUGUUAGAAGAAAUGCUUAAAAAACAGUUAGAGCAACAGCUAAAUUAAGUGCAAAAUAAAAAAUCUUAUUUCCAAAAAUAACUAAAAAAGUGCUAGUUUGUUGUUUAGAAUGAAGUUAAUUUUGAUAAUUAUAUUGUUAUGGAAAAUUAAAAGCGAGAAACAAAAAAAAGAAAAUAAGAGGAAAAAGAUUAACAAGAUAAAUAAAAUAAUCAAUCAAAUAUCAGCUAAUCAAAUCUUGAUAUGACUAAAUCUGAUCAAAAUUCUGAAAAUAAAUUACUUCCCCAAUAAAAUUGUGACAACAAUGAUAAUUAUUAAGACUAACAAAUAAUUAAUGUUGAAAAAUAAGUCUAAAUUGAAUAAGAUAGUGUCAUUUAAUAACAAAACCAAGAAAUAUUAGCUGUUGAUCAAUAAUAAAAUGUUCCAUUAAGAGAAAACUGCCAUUCAUAAAGCGAAAAUUCAAAGGAGAGAACUGAAAAUAACACAAAAGAUUUUACAAUUUAAUAAGAAAUCUAAAUAAAUUAAGAUAAUUAAAUUUAAAUAGAAGAAGAGGAAAUAAAAUCAAGGAAUUUAUCUGAAGAAAAUAAUGAUUAGCAAUACAUUUAAUUUAAUUCUAGCAAGAAUGAAUAAGCUCAAAAUGCUUCACCAAUAAGUACUAAUUAAUCUUGUAUCUUAAUCGAUAGUAGUUCUUAAGCAACACCAGAAGUGGAAGGAAAGUAUUAAAAUAACAAUAACCUAAACAAAGUGAACCAAUACUCUUCUAAUAUUAAUCCAUCCGAAAACUCAAACAAGUACAAUUGUGAUUAACAUCCUACCAUAGAAAGCUCAGUUUAAAAUUUAAAGGUUUAAAAUUCUGUACAAUAAAAGCAAAAAUAAAAAAUGGGUUGCGAUUUAGAUAAAACUUAAAUUAUAAAUGUCGAAAUAGAAAAUAAUAUUAAUAUUAAUGAGGGAAUUGAAGAAGAAAAUUAAAAAAAUAUUUAAAAUGAUAAGAUUCAUCAGAAAUAAUUAGAAAUUCCUUAAAUAGGAGAUGAGGAUAUCUUUGAAAGCAGAACUGAUAAAUAAAAGAAAUGUAUUUAAGAAACAGUGAUUAUAGAUGACCUAUUUGAACCUGAAAAUAAGAUAACAAAACCAAAGGGAAAAGAAUAAAUAAUUUGUACUAGUUUUAGCAGUAGUCAAGAAAACUUAAAUAAUGAUCAAAGUUCAUCUUAAAUUAAUUAGGAUAAAAAAUUUUAAGUUAUAGUCAUAGAUGAUUUGUUUAUAGACAGAUAAAUUGGCUUUAAUAAAGUUUAGGAAAACAUUAAAAACAGCACUUAAUUAUAAAAGCAAGAAAAAAAUAAUUAGUUACCAUUAAAAAUAUAAUAAGAUUAAUAAGCUGUUAAAAGUGAAAGCAAAUAGGAAAAGAAAAUAAAAAAGAAAAUGCAAGAGAAUUGGUUUCAAACAAUUAUUUCACUGAUUAAAACGUGCUCAUAUUUCGGUCUAUCUGGAUACUAUCACACUAUCUACAAGAUGCAAGAAUAAUAAGAACUAGAGUCUUAGAAAUAAGUUUGUUAAGAACUUGAUUUAAACUAAUCAAAUCAAUUUAAUAUGUCAGGCAGAGUCUAAACUAGUAAUCAGUAAUAUACAUUUAGUUUUUACAAGCAUCCAGACAAUCUUAACAACAAAUAAUCUUAACCUAUUUCAAAUAAUGAUUAAUAAAUUAACCAAAAUUUAUCUUUGAUUCGAAAUAAGUAAAUUUUUGUUUCAAAUAAAGACAGCUGUGUAAGCUCAUAACAACCUAAAAUAAUAACUUUAAAGAACUUUAUAAUUAAGAAAAAAGAAUAAUAGAAUGAAGAUUAUUAAAAUUAAGCCACUAUUUCAAGUUAAAAAAAAUAAAAUAAUGAUAUGGAUUUGCAAAAUGAAGAGACUGAAAAAUUAAAUUGCUAAAAAGCUAUGACUAAAUCAUCACCAAAAUUAAUUAGAUUAACUUAACCUAUUAAACACUUUAAAAUUAUUAAAAAAUGA
Messenger RNA from Tetrahymena thermophila SB210, 4665 nucleotides. RefSeq lists its product as hypothetical. The record is from RefSeq and is a predicted model, not a curated record. Lineage: Eukaryota; Ciliophora; Oligohymenophorea; Hymenostomatida; Tetrahymenidae. The transcript has a single exon.